Messenger RNA from Gopherus evgoodei (Goodes thornscrub tortoise), 3061 nucleotides. It is a transcript of the gene GAS7, whose product is annotated as growth arrest specific 7. Lineage: Eukaryota; Metazoa; Chordata; Testudines; Testudinidae. Bases 442 to 1368 code for a protein of 308 amino acids. The record is from RefSeq and is a predicted model, not a curated record. Gene Ontology annotation, molecular function: actin filament binding. Gene Ontology annotation, biological process: actin filament polymerization; neuron projection morphogenesis. The transcript has 13 exons. Gene Ontology annotation, cellular component: plasma membrane; cytoplasm; actin filament.
CAAAUGUGUCCAGUUUGCUAUCUGGCUCAAGUUACUGGCUGCAUUUCUGCUCCCCAAGCAGCCUGUAUAUUCUCUCCAGUGUGAAGAGUCAACUAGAAACUCAGUUGUUCUGCUGGAAUAUCAGGAAAUAAAUGUCCCCAGGCUGGUUUGGAUUGCAAAAACCAUUGCCUUGUGAGGCAUUCAGAAGUUCUUGCAUACAUAAGCUGAUGGAAGGAAUGUGUGUGGGAAGAACACGUCUGUCUGAGGCAGAAGGUGACUUGGCUGGGUACUGAUGUUUGGAUUCAAACUUGGGCACGUCCCUAGAAACUGUCGAUCUUUGGGGGGGCAAAUCCAGAAACCACGUGGGAGCGGCCGAGCAGCGUGCCUGGGACCCCCAGGAGCCUCGGGAGCCAGAAGAGUGCUGUGCCUGCAGCGAAUGGAUAUCACACCCCUGUGACGCCCAUGCAUCAAAUGGAGCCUGGUCAUAUGAGUCUCCGAAAACCCAGCGGGGACCCCCAGAGUCCGGGGUCCCCGCGCGUGCCCAGGAGGCUGGCCAGGGAGAGCUCGCGGACGAUAAACUGCGUGACUUUUCCCCACCCAGACACAAUGCAAGAACAGCAGUUGCUGAAACCCACUGAAUGGAGCUACUGUGAUUAUUUCUGGGCUGAUAAGAAGGAUCCGCAAGGGAACAACACAGUAUCGGGGUUUGAAAUUCUGCUCCAAAAGCAACUCAAGGGGAAACAAAUGCAAAAAGAAAUGGCAGAGUUUGUUCGAGAAAGGAUAAAGAUUGAGGAAGAAUAUGCCAAGAACUUGUCCAAACUGUCUCAGAACUCACUGGCUGCUCAAGAAGAAGGCACCCUAGGAGAGGCCUGGGCCCAGCUGAAGAAAAGUCUGGCGGAUGAGGCAGAGGUUCAUCUCAAAUUUUCCUCUAAGCUCCAGAGUGAGGUGGAGAAACCACUGCUCAACUUCAGAGAGAACUUUAAGAAAGACAUGAAGAAAUAUGACCAUCACAUCGCCGAUUUACGGAAGCAGCUGGCUAGUCGCUACACAGCAGUAGAAAAGGCCCGGAAAGCCCUGACAGAGAGGCAGAAGGAUCUGGAAAUGAAAACCCAGCAGUUGGAGAUAAAGCUCAGCAACAAAGCAGAAGAGGAGAUCAAGAAAGCGAGGCGGAAGUCCACUCAGGCUGGAGAUGACCUGAUGCGUUGUGUGGAUCUUUAUAAUCAAGCCCAAUCCAAGUGGUUUGAAGAAAUGGUGACCAGCACUCUGGAGCUGGAAAGGCUGGAGGUGGAGCGGGUGGAAAUGAUUCGGCAGCACCUUUGCCAGUACACACAGCUGCGGCAUGAGACAGACAUGUUCAACCAAAGCUUCCUUGCUAGGUGGAUGUGCUAAGUCCUGGCUUUAACAAAGAAGUCAGAUCUGCCUCUUCAAUGACUGACAAGCCCCCUGCUGUUCUCACAGAUGAAGAGCUACCAAACAAGGCUGCUGAAAGAUUCCCAACCGGCUCUAAAAGCUCUCAGCUCCAUAGCCAGCAUUUCUGUGCAGCCACUCAGCACUCAGGUUGCUGUAAGCCUGCGAGGAGCUCACCCAUAGGAACACUGGGUCAGUGACUGAGACAGCCUGAGAGCUCCGGAGGCUGCAUUUUUCAAGACAAGUGAGUUAUUCUAAAAAAGCCAUGAAGUCAUGGAACAAAAUCCUAUUAAAAUAGCUGUUUUCUCCUACCAGAGUAAUUUUCUCAUAUUCAACUUUGCCUGAGUGCACAUCUGGAGCAGCUUCCCUGGAACAGCUGUGACUUUGUUUGCAAUGAGCACUAGAAGCAAACCUUCUUCAUUGCAGUGUAUAAAAGAGGGAAAUGUUUGCUUGCUCACAGGGUUAUUGUCUCAUUGUGUUUCACUUUGCUCUGCAGUUUCACACUGCUCUGUUGCUGCUUUCCAUUCGCAUGUUUCCUGCACAACAGCGUUACCAAUGUGCACAGCUGUUCUCUGGCAGAAGGUUACAUUCCUAACACCCUAUUUUAACAACAUAUCAGAUAUUUUCAAAGGGAAUUCUGACUAAAGCUUUUGGAGACGGUUAGGUCAAUUGAUUCAAAUCAGCACUAGUAAUAACUGCUCAGAGUGUCUGAGAAGGGUACUACCCAACCUCUGCAUUUCAGCAAGGUUUUAAAAAAUGGGUAAAUUGGACUCCUCGGUGCACAUAUAGAAAUACAUGAUCUGUUCUCCAGAAGUGCUGAGCAUUCACAAGUCUCUUGGAAGUAAAUGGGAGGUAAUAGGCAAAGAAUCUUUGGAAAUCAAACUACUGAUCUAGAUGCCUAAAGAAGGACUUGGUCCUAAUUAAGGCUUCUAUUUAAUAAAAAGUUGUGACCUUUCAAGUCAUCAGCAGAUGUCUUGCCACCCUAAUACAAAACCACCAGUUCUGCUACUAAUUAUGAAUGACAUUAUGGCCAAAACAAUGCUGGGAAGAAUUCAAACGGGACAAGACCCAUAAUGUACUCAUAGAGACAUACCCUACUGUUGUUCCAGCUCCUUUUCACUAUGGCUUGUGAACUGGCCUCCCUGAUACUCAGUAAUACAGAGAUUCCCUGGUCACUUCUCAAGGGUUCCUCAGGGUACUUGUGUAUGGCAACACCCAAGUCAUGUCCAAAGAUUUCCCAGGUUCCUGGGAUUGCGGUGAUGUCCAGAACCACAUCAGGCCACCGCAUGACUCAGGGUCCCACCUACACUAACCCCACCCCAGGCAAUCUCCAAGACUUGGGAGCACAUGCAUUCUUUCUCUGACAUAAUGAGGACACGUUCUUUUUCAUUAGCAUGUCUUUUCUCUGGGGAUUUCUCCUCCACACCUGCUAUCUGUGCAAUGGUCAUUACCUCAUGUUUUAAAGUAGAUCUUAUCCAUAAAGGUACGUGAUUUCUGUUUCUGAAUGCUCAGCUCCAAAUUGUUGUUUUAGACACAUUUCCACCAGAGCUGUAUCUGUUUCCAAGCAUUUUGUUCUUCGGUUUAGAUUUUCAGAUGUCACUGUCAGGGCCGGUGCAAGGAAGUUUUGCCUAGGGCGCAAAACUUCCACCUUGCACCCCCCACCCAGCUACCCCUG